UUGGUAGAGAAAUGAAUCUGCAACAUGUUUCCUGGCUUAUCUACUUUAUCAAUCUGCCAUUCUGCCUGCUAUUUGACUUCGAGCCAUUUGUAUUAUACUUAACGCAUGGCAACCAUUAAAGCCUAGCUAUGACAAUAAACACAUGCACAACUUCGUAGAGCACGGCUUAAGAAACUACACAAUUUGUCAUAGAAUAUAAACACUUUGACUUGACCUAAUUAAUUAAGCCGGUUUGACUUCUUUAAUUCAUACUAUUUAUACUAAAUCUUGUGGCAUAAAUACAUAUCCCAUUUUAUUCCCUAUCUUUCUAUCCAAAGACCUUGAAAACAAAAACAAAAAAUGGCAUUAGCAUCACAUAUUCUUACUCUUCUUUCUCUCUUUCUUCUGAUCACACUCGUCCAACCACAAGUUCCUCCAUCAGAGCAACUCCAAUUCCUAAACCGCGGCGACUUCGGAGACUCUGAAAUAGAGUACGGCGCAAGCUACAGAGACGUAGGCGUCAUCCGUAAUCACUUCCGUCUAUGUUUCUACAACACCACGCCAAAUGCAUACACACUCGCCAUAGGUAUGGGAACGGGAACUUCUGACUCCAUCAUCCGCUGGGUUUGGCAGGCUAACCCUCGAACACCAGUCCACGAAGAGGCUUCUCUUUCCUUCGGACCAGAGGGGAAUCUUGUUCUGUCCCAGCCAGAUGGUAGAGUCGUCUGGCAGACAAACACAGAAAACAAAGGCGUUAUUGGCUUAACCAUGAACGAGAACGGUAAUCUUGUACUGUUUGACGAUGGAGGAUGGUCUGUGUGGCAGAGUUUUGAUUUUCCGACAGAUACACUCCUUGUUGGUCAGUCUCUCACACUUGAUGGCCCUAACAAGCUUGUGAGCCGUGACAAUGGGUCAUAUACUCUUACCUUAGAGCCUGACCGGCUCGUUCUAAGUCAUUUAAUCCCUAGGAGUAACAACAGAACCGUUGUUUAUCACGUUAUAGAAGGUCGGUUUAUUCCAAGCACGACUCUUUACGCGGCAAAAGACCAAGGAACCGCGACUCAGUUGGGCCUAGCCACGCCUGGUCUUAGGCCCGAGUUUCCGUACAAGCAGUUUCUCGCGAGGCCUAGGUUUAAUGCCUCGCAAAGUUUCCUCAGGCUUGACGCUGAUGGAAAUCUUAGGAUCUACACUUUUGAUUUCAAGGUUAGUUUUCUUGCGUGGGAAGUAACGUUUGAGCUAUUUAACCGCGGAGGCAACGAGUGUUUGUUACCGUCGAAAUGCGGAGAGUUUGGGCUUUGUGAGGACAGUCAGUGUGUGGCUUGUCCGUCGGCUUUGGGCUUAUUGGGCUGGAGUAAAGCUUGUCAGCCCAAGAAGGUGAAGAGUUGUGAUCCAGAGACUUUUCGUUAUUAUAGACUUGGAGGUGUUGACCAUUUCAUGACCAAGUAUAACGUUGGUCUUGCUGUUGGAGAGAGUAAGUGUCGUGGUUUGUGUACUGGGGACUGUAAAUGUUUGGGGUAUUUUUACGAUAAGAGUAGGUUUAAGUGUUGGAUUAGUUACGAGCUUGGGACUUUAGUCAAAGUGUCCGACUCUAAGAAAGUGGCUUAUAUCAAAACCCCUAAUGUUUGA
Raphanus sativus (radish) is the source of this 1605-nucleotide messenger RNA. RefSeq names its product EP1-like glycoprotein 4. The record is from RefSeq and is a predicted model, not a curated record. Lineage: Eukaryota; Viridiplantae; Streptophyta; Magnoliopsida; Brassicales; Brassicaceae.